Messenger RNA from Morone saxatilis (striped sea-bass), 1757 nucleotides. Its product is annotated as transmembrane protein 100-like. Lineage: Eukaryota; Metazoa; Chordata; Actinopteri; Moronidae. The record is from RefSeq and is a predicted model, not a curated record. Gene Ontology annotation, biological process: cellular response to BMP stimulus.
CAGGACGAUAAAUAAACCUUGGCUGUUUCUCCCAGCUGAUUCCUCCCAGAUGUUAAAGUGCAGGUCUGCGGGGUGGAGGCUUCCCGGCGGGAUGCAGGAGGAUUCUGGGAGAAGAAAUGUGACCCAGGCGGUCUCCACCCAAACACUCAGAACGAUGCAGAGUGCUGCGCGCAGAGAGAGACGACCUGUAGAGCCUCCACGCCGACAAAUGAAAAUAUGACUGUUUGAGUUGAAAAACACAAAGAAUGGAGAGCUGCACGCUGCCACACUAGCUGUUCUGUGAUUGGCUGAUUGCUCCCAUCACUAUCAAGAUGGCCCACCUUUUCCUUGCCAGUAAAAUCACCAUGCCCGACGAUUUCCACACCAAAGGCGGUGCCAGGAUCCCAAGGAGUGCCAUGAGGAUGCCGACAUCGCUGUCCACUGAGAAGCUGAGCCGGGACAAGCCCAGGAAGGACCACAGCGUCGUCGUGACAACGCACGUCCCGCACAUCAACGAGGUCCAGCUGACAGCGGCCACCGGCGGCGCCGAGAUGUCCUGCUAUCGCUGCACCGUGCCAUUCGGCGUGGUCGUCCUCAUAGCCGGCAUCGUGGUGACAGCGGUGGCAUACACCUUCAACUCCCAUGGGUCCACCAUCUCGGUGCUGGGUCUGGUGCUGCUGUCUGCUGGACUGGGCCUGCUGGGCUCCAGCGCCGUCUGCUGGAGAGUCCGACUGAGGAAGAAGAAGGACAAACGGAGGGAGAGCCAGACGGCCCUCAUGGCUAGCCAGGGAUACUGCGUGGCCUGAUCUAAAGUCCUUAAUCCGGUUCUGAGUGGAGGUCAAGUUUAAGCUCUUUUUAUCCAAAAAGUGACACCGGUGGUUCAGACGAUUAACUUCAGGGAGACUGUGAACUUGAACGCACCUUGCAUUAACAGGGAUAUGAGUUGGUGAACUUAUUGUAAAGAGAUGCUUGUACUUGCUGCAGGGUCUUGUCCAUCUGGAUGUCUCUGCAGACACCUUAAAGGACUGUGAUGGUCUGGGUAAAGGAUGGACACAGCAGCCUGCAGGAUGACUCAGCAGCAGAAAAUUAUGGAGAAUUUGAACUUGACGUGCUGGACAAUGGAGAGAGGACCACUGCUGAGGUUUGGAUAUUUGAUUAAUCCAAAAUGCCAAACAAUCAUCUGUUUUCAGCUUUUCAAAUUUGCCCUGUUUCUGUUUUAUACCAACUUGGGUUGGUAUAAAACAGUUGGUUGGAAAAUGUGGUGUCAGAAAAUGAGCUCUGGGAAGUCUGGUUGGAAGUAACAGGCAUUUUCAUAAUGGAAGCUCUAUAAUAUCUUAUGUAAGUACAAGUUACAUCUCAAAACACAUCCCCUGGCCUGUACCUCACAUAUACAGUGACUUGAUUUUGAGCGGCCUUUUUGACAUGAAACAGUCGGGUAAACACAGGUGUUACCAAUCAUACUAACUAAGGUUCUGUUCCAUUCAGGUUGGCUCUGCUACACUAAAUGGAACUGAACUGUAAUUAGUAUCACCUGUGUUUACCCUACUAAGCCAUGAGCUGUCUGUAGAAGCUGCUGUGGAUCAUGUGGUAGGACAGAAUCCCUGACACUUAAGUCCUCAGUAAGACCACUAUUGAAAGCAUCCCCACCCUGCUCAGAUAGACUCUCACCAGAAUGCCCUGCAGGAGACUGCCAAAACAAGUCUUCUUUGGCGAGUCGAAAACUGGCAAGAGGACGCAAGAUGGCACCAAAAAGCACUUCAAGGAUACCCUGAAAGCCU